AUGGCACGACUUUCCCCCUCUCUGCUCUUCCUCCUCCUCGCCCAACCAAUCCACGGCAUCAUCUACGGCCAGAAUGCCCCAGCAAACUCAGCUCCAUACAUCGCCGCUCUCACGGCAAAAGACGCCCCAGACACCACCCUCUGCGGCGGCGUUCUCAUCAGCCCAAAGGCCAUCCUCACCACCGCCGAGUGCGUCGCAAACCACUCCCCCUCAUCCCUCUCUGUCCGGGUGGGCAGCCUGUCCCGCACGAGCGGAGGCACCGUCACCGACACGACCAAGAUCACAACACACCCGCAAUACAGCGCCGACACGCUCAACGCAAACGUCGCCGUCAUCCAGCUCUCCAACGCAGUCUCAAAUAUCCAGCCCGUCAGUGUGGCAGCGAGCAGUCCGCGCGACGGCACCAAGCUCACCAUGUACGGCUGGGGAUCGACGGAUCGGUUCGUGCACCGUCCGGCGAGUCACUUGCAGCAGCUCAACACGUUCGCUCUGUCCGGGAAGUCGUGUCGGCGCGACUGGAAAGAUCUAAGGGAGAUCACGCAGACGAUGAUGUGCGAUGUGCCGGAUGCUGGAGCUGGACCGUGUACGGGGGACAUGGGAGGCCCGAUUGUGUCGGCGGAGGGGAGGUUGGUUGGGCUGGUUACGAGUCUGGAUCAGUGUGCGCAUUCAGAUCAUCCGGGGGUUGAUGUCGAUGUUGCUGCUGUUCGAGACUGGGUCUUAGGGUUUACGAAGUAA
Molecule: messenger RNA, 735 nt
Organism: Aspergillus terreus NIH2624
Lineage: Eukaryota; Fungi; Ascomycota; Eurotiomycetes; Eurotiales; Aspergillaceae
Product: S1 family peptidase
Exons: 1
Coding region: 1-735 (244 amino acids)
Biological process (GO): proteolysis
Molecular function (GO): serine-type endopeptidase activity
Source: RefSeq, a predicted model, not a curated record